Owenia fusiformis is the source of this 417-nucleotide messenger RNA. Lineage: Eukaryota; Metazoa; Annelida; Polychaeta; Sabellida; Oweniidae. The record is from the annotation of a GenBank genome assembly.
AUGGAUAAAGACAUCUAUUUUUAUUUAAGUAGCACUGAUUCAACCAAUAUUUAUCCCAAUAAUACAGCAUCAGAGUUUACUGUAAAGUUACCAAGAUACUUUUAUCUUAAAGGAAAAUGGAAAAUAGGACUUGUUGACAUACAGUUACCACCAUUGGAUUCAAAUGAUGCAUUAUUGUAUUUAGAUGUGUUUUGUGAUUUAUGCAUAGAAAGUGUUGUUGAUGGAAAUGUACAACCAAUCUUAAGGCGUAUUCCAAAGGAUUAUUCUUGGUUGAGUUUUAAUCAAGUAUUAUACAAGGAUGUCGGGAAUUGGGAGUUUGAUCGCAUACAUGUCUAUAUAAGAGGAAAUGGUAACACACUUGUGUCAUUUAAAGACAAACCUUUGACGUGUACACUUCAUUUGAAACAAGUAUCAUGA